AUCAUUAUUAUUGAAUUGUGAAGACAAUUUGUAUUACAAAAUCAUGUUUUCGUCACCCGAAUUUAAAAUUUCUUAUUUAUCGAAACGAAUCUUCUUUAAAAAUUUAUAUAUCUUAAAUAAACAAUUAAAGUGGCCAAAAUUAAUUCCCCAAACGGUCCACGUGAACUUCAUAAUUUCUCAUUUAAAAUUACGCAGUUUUCCCGCCUAGGUAUUUAACCCUCAUUAAUUGAAAACUGUUACCCCAUAAUUAUAAAAAUGAAAGUCAGGCAAAGGCUUCGCCAAGCAAUUGAUUCGUUAUACGCCGGUGGCCAAGCAACGGCUGAAGCCUACACGCCGCUCGUGCUCGAAUGCGUUCGGGUCAACGAUGUUGGUCAAGCCAAGAGAUUGCAAUCUCACAUGGAUCUUCACUAUUUUAUACCCAAUGAUACGUUUCUACAUAACCGUCUUCUUCACAUGUAUGCCAGAUUAGGGAAAAUUUCAGAUGCCCGAAACCUGUUCGAUAGAAUGCCCCAAAGAGAUAUUAUCUCCUGGAACACAAUUCUUUCUGUAUAUGCCAAAUCAGGGUCUGUUGAGAAUUUGAGAGCACUGUUCUAUAAAAUGCCUUUUCGUGAUUCUGUUUCAUAUAAUACUUUGAUUGCGGGCUUGGCUGGAAGCGGGUUUUCCAGUCAGGCGCUUGAGGUUUUUUUGAGGAUGAACAGAGAGGGAUUUGAGCCAACAGAAUAUACUCAUGUGAGUUUGUUGAAUGCGUGUUCAAGGUUAUUGGAUUUAAGGAAAGGGAAACAGAUUCAUGGUAGAAUAUGCGUUGGUUUUUUGGGGAGGAAUGUUUUUGUUUGGAAUGCUUUGACUGAUAUGUAUGCUAAGUGUGGCGAGAUUGAUAAAGCAAGGUGGCUAUUUGAUAGAACAGAUAAUAAAAAUGUAGUUUCAUGGAAUUCAUUGAUUGCUGGUUAUUUGAAAAACGGCCAACCUAAGAAAUGUAUUGAUUUGUUUCAGGAGAUGCAACUAGGUGGUUUCAAACCUGAUGAUGUCACAGUCUCGAAUGUUCUUGGUGCUUAUUUUCAAAGCGGAUUGGUAGAUGAAGCAAUUGAGGUUUUUCACUUGAUUAAGAACAAGGAUAAAGUAUCUUGGACAACAAUGAUUGUUGGUUAUGUUCAGAAUGGAAAGGAAGAAGAUGCUCUGAAUUUAUUUGCCAAGAUGUUAGCAGAAGGUGUCAAGCCAGACAGUUUUACGAUCUCUAGUGUGAUUAGUUCCUGUGCAAAAUUAGCCUAUUUGUGUAAUGGUCAGGUUGUCCAUGGAAAAGCCAUUCUUUUGGGAGUUGAUAAUGAUUUGCUUGUGUCUAGUGCUCUUGUUGAUAUGUAUUGCAAAUGUGGAAUCACUAAGGAUGCCUGGAUUGUUUUCGAUAUGAUGCCAUCCAGAAAUGUAGUUUCUUGGAAUGCCAUGAUUAGGGGUUAUGCACAGAAUGGACAAGAUUUGGAAGCAUUGGCCCUUUAUGAAAAAUUGUUGCAACAAAAGUUGAAACCUGAUAGUAUUACGUUUGUGGCUGUUCUAUCUUCUUGUAACCAUGCAGGUUUAAUUGAAGAAGGACGCAUAUAUUUUGAUUCUAUCAGUAAACGGCAUGCGUUAGUACCCACUUUGGAUCACUAUGCAUGCAUGAUCAAUCUCCUUGGCCGUUCAGGUUGCAUGACUGAAGCAAUCGAUCUAGUUAACAAUAUGCCCCAUGAGCCAAAUUCCUUAAUCUGGUCAACCCUUCUCUCUGUCUGUGCAAUAAAGGGUGACACUGAAAAUGGGGAGAUGGCUGCUAAGCGUCUCUUUGAAUUGGAACCCCUUAAUGCAGGACCUUAUAUCAUGCUUUCUAACAUGUAUGCCACCUGUGGAAGAUGGGAAGAUGUGGCAUCUGUGAGAUCUCUCAUGAAAAGUAAGAAUGUCAAGAAGUUCGCUGCUUACAGUUGGAUUGAGAUUGAUAAUGAAGUUCACAAGUUUGUCGCAGAAGAUGCAACUCAUCCCCAAACAGAAAUCAUAUACGAAGAACUUGGCAGACUGAUUAAGAAAUUGCAGGAAGCUGGGUUUAUGCCUGAUACAAAGCUGGUUCUUCAUAAUGUGGAGGAGGAGGAAAAGUUUGCAUCCAUUUGUUACCAUAGCGAGAAACUUGCUCUUGCAUAUGGAUUGAUUAAAAAGCCCCAUGCAACAGCACCGAUUAGGAUUAUGAAGAACAUUCGUGUUUGUGGCGAUUGCCAUAUGUUUAUGAAGCUCGUGUCUAAAGUUAUUGGGAGGCCAAUCAUCUUGAGAGAUUCAAACAGAUUCCAUCAUUUUGUUGGUGGGAGCUGCUCCUGUAAGGAUUACUGGUAAUAAGCAAUCCAGGGAGAUUAGUAAGUCACCUCAGCUUUGCAAGAAAAGUCCCAUAAUUUUUCUGGGACUAUUUUAAUCAGAAGUACACUUGCCAGUAUUGCUAAUGACUGAUUUCCAUGUUAAUGGUUGUUAAGCAUUAUUUCCAGGGAACAGAAUAGACUCGUUGUCUUACUCAUUAUAUCUGGAAGAUAGCAACAGCCAAAAUUGAGAACAAGAACAAAAAUGAUGGCUCUAAGUGCUCCUACUUACUCAAAUGCCUUCUAGUCUUUUGCAUUUUCAGGCAAGGUAGACUAGCAAGGGAACAUGCUGAGGAUUGAACAAAGGAUGCAGAGAUCUUUCGGUGUAUGGAAAAUUUUAACAGAUUCUGAUCAAGUUAUGAUGGGCCUCUGAAAGUAUUUUGGGAUGCAUUUUAGACAACUCCACAUGAAAGCAUGGACUGGAUUUGCCUAUUUUGGUAGAGCACUAGUGAACCAAGCCCCAACUACGAAGUCUCUGAAAUCAGUUAACUUUAGGUACAUUUUCGAGUCUUUGAAAUAUUUUUUCGGGCCUCUGAAAACUCACAUUCGUAGGCAAUGGGUAAUUGCGCUACUAAAGUCUUGUAUUGUUAUUAUCUUGACUGUUGAAUAGCAAUGGUUUUUCCAAUUUGAUGCCAUACUAAGCAGAGCUUUUGUGUUGUUUAGUAAGUACUGAAAUAGCUUUGGGCUCUUGGAUCACAAUAAAUGUAGUUUUCUUAA
Gossypium arboreum is the source of this 3077-nucleotide messenger RNA. RefSeq names its product pentatricopeptide repeat-containing protein At2g22070-like. The coding region runs from base 256 to 2343 and encodes 695 amino acids. Gene Ontology annotation, molecular function: protein binding; zinc ion binding; RNA binding. Lineage: Eukaryota; Viridiplantae; Streptophyta; Magnoliopsida; Malvales; Malvaceae. The transcript has a single exon. The record is from RefSeq and is a predicted model, not a curated record. Gene Ontology annotation, biological process: RNA modification.